AUCAUCAUCAUAAUAAUAACUAAUAAUAUCUUAUCUUAUAUCACGACCUUUUCUUUGUUCUUAAAACUAAUAAAUAUUCAUUCAUUUUUUCCAACACAACACAAACAUAGAACAAACAACAACAUAAACACAACAACAACCACCUUGCCGUUGAUGGAAAAUUGUCUUCACCACCUUACAAUCAAAGGAUUCUUCUUCACUAAACCUAUUUCUUUUUCAUCACCUUCUUCUUCUUUGAACUUUAGGUGCUUCAACAACAACAGCAACAGAUUGAAGGUGAUUAAGGCGAGUGCUGGAGCUAGCCACUGUCAAUUCAGUAGUUUGAACUCUCCUUUGUUACCACAAUCCACGGUUGGGAAUUUUCUUAGUGGUGUUUUGCAGAAUCAUCGUAAUCUCUUUCAUGUUGCUGUUCAAGAGGAACUUAAACUAUUGGCUGAUGAUCGAGAUGCUGCAGUUUCUCGCAUGAUUCUUAGUUCUGAUUCUGAUCAAGCCUUGCUUCACAGGAGGAUUGCACAGAUAAAAGAGAAUCAAUGUGAAGUUGCAGUAGAAGAUGUUAUGUCCUUGUUGAUAUUUUACAAGUUUUCCGAAAUUCGGGUUCCUUUGGUUCCAAAGCUUUCAAGUUGUCUUUACAAUGGAAGGCUAGAGAUAUUGCCUUCAAAAGAUUGGGAGCUUGAGUCUAUUCACACAUUAGAAGUUUUGGAUAUGAUAAGGGAACAUAUAACCACCGUAACCGGCUUAAAAGCAAAGCCUAGUGUAACAGAAAGUUGGGCAACUACCAAAGUUCGACAAUUUUUACUUGCGCGUGUAUACGUCGCUUCAAUAUUAUACGGCUACUUUUUGAAAUCGGUUUCCUUAAGGUAUCAUCUAGAAAGAAAUCUAAAUUUGGCUAACAAUGAUGUUCAUCUUGGUCAUAUGACUACUAACCUCUCAUUUAAAGAUAUGUAUCCUUGCGGAUUCGAGGAAGAUAUCUUUGGUCCUUUGAGUAACAUGCAAUCGAUCGGGCACGGGCACGGACAAGGGCUGAUUCGAUAUGAAGAGGAAAUCGAAGAUUUGAAGUGUUAUGUUAUGAAGUUUCACCCUGGAUCAUUGCAGAGGUGUGCUAAGUUAAGAUCUAAGGAGGCUGUGAAUUUGGUUAGGAGUUAUAGUUGUGCACUUUUUAACAAUGAAGGGUUUAAUUCUGUUGAGAAUGAUGAUGUUAUUUUGACUUCAUUUUCAAGUCUUAAAAGACUAGUCUUGGAAGCUGUUGCUUUUGGAUCAUUCUUGUGGGAAACAGAAGAUUACAUUGACAAUGUAUAUAAACUUAAGGAUCAUUAAGACAGAAGUAAACAAUCAUUUUGAGCUUUGAAUGUGUCGAGUACUUUUGUUACGUGUCUUCCAUUAGUCAGAUUGAUCCAUCGAAUUACUAACGGAUAAUAGAAUCAAUGUUGCAUUUCGUAUUUUGAUACAUUCAGAGACUAUAGUGACUCCGUCGACCAAAAUGAAGGCACGGGAUAAGUUCCAAUGUUCAUUGAGCGAAUUCCUGUUGUAUAUAGUGAGUUUUGUUUUUAGGUUUUGAGUGAUAAUUCCUGUUGUAUAAUACACAUUUUUAUUUACCUUGUACAUUGUGAAUAUGUAUGUAUAUAUGUUUUGAAUA
Vicia villosa (hairy vetch) is the source of this 1633-nucleotide messenger RNA. Its product is annotated as UV-B-induced protein At3g17800, chloroplastic. Bases 154 to 1314 code for a protein of 386 amino acids. The record is from RefSeq and is a predicted model, not a curated record. NCBI's taxonomy places the organism in Eukaryota, Viridiplantae, Streptophyta, Magnoliopsida, Fabales, Fabaceae. The transcript is spliced from 2 exons.